Messenger RNA from Cutaneotrichosporon oleaginosum, 2094 nucleotides. RefSeq lists its product as uncharacterized. The record is from RefSeq and is a predicted model, not a curated record. Lineage: Eukaryota; Fungi; Basidiomycota; Tremellomycetes; Trichosporonales; Trichosporonaceae.
CUCUUUCUCUCUUUCUUGCAUCUCUCUCAUUGCAUCUGUCAGCGCGACUCCCUCGCCGCCGUUCUACCCGCUGGCCAACUCCGCCGCCGCUCGGUAGCGUCCUUGUCCGGUGUGACGCGCUCCAUCGCGCUCACAUCCGCGAUCGCCUGCGCCGAGCCCUCCUCCUCCUCCUCUCCCCCCCCCCUCUUCCAUUUACGCCCCACCAUCAACGCAUCAUCAACUCGCUGCCCCUCCCUCCUCACUCUUUCUCUCACCAUGCCCACUGCCACAGCAAAUGCCUGGCAGCCGCCACCACCACUCAAGGCGGGCCCCUCGCGAAUGUCUCCAUGGUUGACUCCGCACGACACGCUAUCACCAUCAGAAACUGGUUCAACCUAUUCCGCGAGCGUGCACUCAGUGUCUGCGAGCGUGCAUUCUGGCCUCAGCUCGGGACGCAAUCUCAGCACCAUCUUUACACGACGCGGCUCCCUCCCCGGUGUGCGGUCAGCCAAGAGCGUGCGGUCGUUACAGAGCAGUUCGGGGUUCGAAGAUGACCUCGAAAUGUUACCGCUUCCUCGUGCGAGCAGGAAACGUCUCGUGCCAGAACACCACGAGGCGCGAACGGACCGCCGGAAAGCGGAAGCCGCAGUGGCCAAAUGGAGGAAAUGGAUUGUCGAACAACCACAACAAGCCACCACCAUCACCGACGGGCCGAUCGCGAGUACAAGCUCGAGCGUCCUCUUCCGCGCCGACCGGCAGUCGGGAGAAACGGCCUCCAACACCAACACUCCUCCGUCCACCCUCGGGCGCAGCGGAAGAGACUUGUCAGCUCGUGGCUCCUUGUCCAUCGCUGGCCCAAGCUCGAGCGGAUUCAUCCCCUGGAAUGCAGAGGCCUCCGAAACAUCCCACCCCGCGAGUCUGAACAAAGCCCUGGUGCCCGGUGCGCUCGACAUCUACACCACGGACUCCGUGCGAGCCCUACGCGACGUUGAACUGGCGGUCGACCCCUCCUUCUUUGAGAACGCGGCGCCGUUAAGAGUCAAGCGAUUGUCAACUCAUCCACGAGUAUCGCCCAAUAUGGAGAAUCCCUUCGCCGCCAUCGACACCCUGCUAUCACGCCGCCGCAUCCGCCCACUCGUUAUCGAGCUCGUUCAAGCGUUGGGCGGAUACAUUGACGCCGUGUGGUGUACGACUUAUCCCGAUCGUCCCUGUCCGUGGGCCGGCGUGCCCGUUGCUCGGCGAGCAUCGGUCGCCGGCGCUCUCGAGUCCAAGUCGUGGAAGAGCUGGACGAUCACCGCUGUACAAGAGGGCAAGCGACAGGGCUUUUUGCCCUCGCCACCGACGCUGGCGGAUGUCGAGUUUUACGAGCGCGAGAUUCGCCAUGGGCUGCGAGAUGUCGACGAAGCUGUUAAUCGCCGCAAAGAUCUCGGUUGGGCGUUUGGCGAGACUGUUGUGAAAGGCGGUUACGGAGACAUUGCGCCCAGCAAUGUCAUGACGGAUGGCCAGGCGGGCAACAUCCCUCGUCUCUUGAACGAUCUGGAGGAGGCACUAUGGGGCGAUGCUCUCCCGGCGCCCUCAGAUCUUGCUUUUGAGCACGACUCUAGCUUUGACCCCUUCUCGGUGUACCGUGAAGGCGAUGAGCUGAUUGGCGUCGGCGCGUCGUCAAACGAGGCGCGCGACGCCGCGCUGCGGGAGCUAUUUGGAGAGUACUACGCUGCACCGCUGUCGCCGGAGCGCGAGGUACCUGGCCUGAGCUCGUCUCCGAGGAGCCGAUUUGACGAGUCGCCGCGCACGCCUGCCGACGCUGCGGUCCCUGCCAUGCCAGGCAUGCCGCCGCUCGACUUUUCAAGACUGGGUGUGCUGCAAGAGAUGAGCAGGGAGGAGCAGCUUGAGCUCGGGCGCCGGCGCCACCAGGAGUAUUUGGAGCGGAAGAAGGGGGAGGGGCUCAAGGCCGACUGAGCGCUGAGGCGCGGGCAAGUUGUGAGGUUUUCACGGCGGAAUCUGUAGAAGGCCGCUCGAGAGACUGUGUACUGCUGGGGCACAUGUUUGUAUAAGAUCAGUGUGACGACGCGACGUGACGCGAGGGCAUUGCUCCACCUCACGCGUGAGUGCGUG